Messenger RNA from Paramecium pentaurelia, 972 nucleotides. The record is from the annotation of a GenBank genome assembly. Lineage: Eukaryota; Ciliophora; Oligohymenophorea; Peniculida; Parameciidae.
AUGCAAACUCCAAAUAACCUAUUAAUAUUAGCUAAAAUGAAGAAAUGUCGUAAAAAUAUGUCUAAAUUAUAAGAGAAAAUUGAUUUACUAACAUCAAUUAUAGAUUAAUAAUCUCUUCAUAUGUAAAAAGAUUUUUAAUGUCAUCUCCCUCCUUCAGAAUAAAAACCAGAAAUAAUUAUUAGUGAUGAAGCUAGUGUUGAAAUAGUUCUAACUUCAAAUGAACCUGAACCUGCUACAACUCCUUAAGAUUUAAAAUCAAUAGCAAAGAAAUUAAUUUCUAGAUUUUAUUAUCAUAUCAGUGAAAAAAUGAAAGAAGGCUCUCUCAAUCAAUUGCAAGCUUUAAAAUUAAUGUGUAAAAAAUAAUUCAAAGAUAAUCCAUAUAAAUAACUCUUUCAAGGAUUCUAAAAAUUAUAUAUAAAUUCUGAAUUAAAGUGCAAACAAUGUAAUAAUUCAUUCUCAAAUAUUAUGUAAAGUACAACACAUGUACUUUAAGAUCAUUUAAAUGAUUUAUCCAUAUUUAUAUGUAUCUAAUGUAAAUUGACAUUUUAAAAUAAAGAAAAAUUAGAUGAUCAUAUACUCUAAUAACACAAUUCAAUAUUAAAUAAUAAUAUAGUUCAUGAAAAAUAAGUAUAAAAAUAACCUACUUAUUAAUAAAAUAGGGUAAUAUAGAAUGUUGAAAUAUAUUCAAUUCCUCCUAUUACUUAACCUUAACCAAUAAAGUAAUAGAUUCUUUUUCCAUUUUUUAAUAAUUAAUAAAACAAUCAUAUUAGAUACUAAGAUGAAUCACGUAUUUAAGAAGAAUUAUCAGAUAUUAAAAAUAGUUAAGAAUAAUUAUCAAUAAUUUCAGAAAAUAUGAAAUAAGAAUAAUAAUAACAACAUUCUAAUGAUAUGCAAUUACUUCAUAAUCUAAAAAAAACAUAAAAUAUUAAAAUUAAAUUCAUUACUAAAAAAAAUCAAUCACACAAUAAUUGA